This is a messenger RNA of Nilaparvata lugens (brown planthopper), 1243 nucleotides long. Its product is annotated as protein transport protein SEC31-like. The transcript is spliced from 3 exons. The record is from RefSeq and is a predicted model, not a curated record. NCBI's taxonomy places the organism in Eukaryota, Metazoa, Arthropoda, Insecta, Hemiptera, Delphacidae. The coding region runs from base 171 to 575 and encodes 134 amino acids.
AAGGGUCACUCCACCUUAGUGCACGCAAACAACUUCCACCCAUUAAAACUGCCCAUUCGAAAAACAGCUGCACCUGAUUUGACUCUGACUAUAAAUAGGGCUUUGAUUGAAGGCCCAUCUACAGUCUUCUGCCUUUACACUGCACGCAAGACAGCUCUCAUCAUUCUAAAAUGGCCGCUUUUAAGUCUCUGAUCAUCCUCGCCGUCGUGGCAGCCUGCAUGGCCGCUGAAGAGUCCGAGAGGACAAAGAAGGACGUUGUUGCCGCUUACCCCGCUGGUUAUGGAUACGGUGCCCACCCCUACUCCGCUUACUCUGGAGCUUACCCCUACUCUGCCUACCCCUACUCGGCCUACUCAGCUGUUCCUGCCUACUCUGCCUACUCAGCUGUUCCAGCUGUGCCAGCUGUGCCAGCUGUUUCAGCCUACUCAGCUGCCUACCCGUAUGCGGCUUACCCAAAGGCUUAUUCAGCCUAUCCCGCUGCGUAUUCAACUGUGCACGCCAAGGCUUACCCAGGCUAUGCUUACUCCGGUGUGUACCCCGCAUAUUCUAGCUAUGUUGCCCCUGUUGUAGUCUAGGAUAGCCUUAAAAAUCAAUGACAUUCCCUUCAAGAAGUUUCCCUUCAGAAGCCUUAAGAUUUGGUUGAGUUCCCCUUGAGAUGAGUUUCAAGUUUUUCUGGAACCAUUUCUGAGUUAUGUCUUCUACAAUCCAGUUGCUAAAAUGAAACCUCAUCAAGUCCCCUCUAGAAGAGUUCAGAAACUCCUGAGUUUCCUUGAGAAGCCUAAAGAUUUGGUUGAGUUUCCCUUGAGAUGAGUUUCAAGUUUUUCUGGAACCAUUUCUGAGUUGUCCCCUACAAUCCAGUUGCUAGAAUAAGACCUCAUCAUUUAUGGUGGAAUACUUUGUCAUGUAACAGUUUACAUGUAGAGGAUGACUCUGAGUGUAAUUCAAUUUUUGAGGAGAUGUAUAGUCUAACAUACAUUUCAAGGAGACUCUAGUCUUAGCUCAUGAUAAUUUCCUCCAUCAUCAAAGAUACAUGAUAAGGUCUUAUUUUGUGAUUUGUUAGGCUCUUCCCAAUUGAUGUGGUAAGUUCUUAUCAUUUGAAAAAGUUAAAUUUGAAUUUCGAGAAAACAUGCAGUGCAUCAUUGCAAGUAUUCAAUGUUUGUAAAACUUGAAAAUUUCUGGGUCAAAUAAAAAUUGUUUGAUUUCCUUGUCUAAAUUCAAUGCAAUAAACUGUUUUAUUCAUAUA